Messenger RNA from Schistocerca nitens (vagrant locust), 636 nucleotides. RefSeq lists its product as uncharacterized. Lineage: Eukaryota; Metazoa; Arthropoda; Insecta; Orthoptera; Acrididae. The transcript has a single exon. Bases 1 to 636 code for a protein of 211 amino acids. The record is from RefSeq and is a predicted model, not a curated record.
AUGGUGAAACCCAUUGAAAACAUAAGGAGAAAUGUUACAGGUAACAACUGGUACUCAUUAGUAGAACUAGUCAAUGAACAUUCAGAAAAAGGUCUCACAUAUGUUGGUACACUGAAAAAGAACAUAAAGGAGAUCCCACAUAACUUCUUACCUAAUAAGAAACGAGGUGUGAAGACAUCUGUUUACGGUUUUACAGAAGACAUGAAGCUGGUUUCCUCCGUGCCCAAGAAGUCCAAAGCUGCAAUACUGAUCUCUUCUAUGCACCAUUCAGUAAACAAUGAUCCUGAAUCAGGAAAACCUGAGACCAUCCUGUUUUAUAACACAACAAAAGGUGGUGUGGACUGUCUCCACCAAAGGUGCAGCUUAUUCGUCAAGUCGCUGGACAAGAAGAUUUUCUUCACAUUAGUGGAUGUUGCUUGCAGUGUAAAUUUUUAUGUGGUACAUCAAGCUUAUCCAAAGGCAGAAGUAAUGAUGAGAUUGAGCUUCAUGAAGACUCUAGCAAGAGACCUAGUUGAACCUCAUACGAAGCGUAGAAUUUCUAUUGGAUGCUUGCCACAAGAGUUGAGUGACACCAUCAGAAGAAUACUUCACUUACAAGAUGAGCCUCAGACAUCAAAAGAAGAAUUUGGAAAUUGA